CAAACUUACAUCACAAAGCGAAGACCGUCGGUCCCCAACAUCACUACGGACGUUCGAUCAUGACUCUCUAGAACGAGAGGCAAUCGGCCUCCUAUUCAAUGCAGCGAAGGUACUGGCCGAACAAUCCGUUCAUUUUGUGGAUGGCUGGGUGCAUCUGAAUAUGGAAAACAUGUUGGUCGGAAACACGGAGACAGAAGAAGAGAUACAUCCUAUUGAAGAAACAUUAUUGACGAAUGGCUUUCUUCUUCGUUGA
Molecule: messenger RNA, 253 nt
Organism: Paraglomus brasilianum
Lineage: Eukaryota; Fungi; Glomeromycota; Glomeromycetes; Paraglomerales; Paraglomeraceae
Source: the annotation of a GenBank genome assembly